GGGAAACUACAGAAACAAACAAUGCAAAACAUAAGGCUUAUAGAUCAGAACAAUCAACACUGACACUGUCUUCAUCACACGCGGCGCACCGAACUCUCACUCCCUCGCCACCAACCACUUCCUUUCUUUUCAUUCUCUUCUAAACGUUAAACUUCACCAACUCUUUUUUUUUUUUUUUUUUUUUUUUUACUCUCUCUGCAUAUUCCUUCGCACUUUGACAAUGGAAGCGUUUCACUAAAGAACAAGACGAGAGGGCAAUUAAUGAUUUGUUUCUCCUCUUAAUUCAGAACCAGCGCUGAGAAGGAAACUUUGUCAAUUCAUAAUCCACUGAUCUUUAUGUGGCCUAUGCUCUUCUGUUUUUGUUAUUCGAUCACUGCAACGUUGGACGCGGUUUUCUGUCUCUGUCUUGAGAAAAUUAUGUCCUCCUCUUCGCUUCUUCGUCUCGGAAAUCCUCUCUCCAAUUUUCAACGCUUUCUUCUCUGUGUCACUCCAGAUGUUCCUUCAAGGACUCUUCAGAGCUGCUGUAGUGAUGCAACUGGUCAAUCCUUACCUCUUAGCAAGGACACAAUUGCAUACAUCACUCUGAAAGAUCUAUGGGAUUGCUACAAUGAAUGGAGUGCAUAUGGUGCUGGUAUUCCUCUCAUGUUGGACAGUGGUGACACUGUGAUGCAGUACUAUGUUCCAUAUCUGUCUGCUAUCCAAAUCUACACCAAUAAAUCUGCUUCUAGGAUUAUUCGGAGAGACGAUAGUGGAGUUGAAUUUGAAAGUGAUUCCUGGAGUGACGAUAGUGGAAGUGAUAACCUAUCUAGAUCAUUGAGUAACAAUUCUAGCAAAGCAUGGGAUAUUGAUUCGGAUUCAAGCUCUGACCAAGCGGGUUCAUGGCCAACAAAGGAUGAUGACUACCUUUACUUACAGUAUAAUGAAACAUCUCCACCUUACAAAAGGGUUCCAUUUGCUGAGAAGAUAUCUGAGUUGAGCAGAAGCCAUCCAGCAUUAAUGACAUUGAGGAGUGUGGAUAUUUCCCCAUCAAGUUGGAUGGCUGUUGCUUGGUACCCAAUCUAUUCUGUACCAUGUCAGAAAAAUAAAAAGGACCUGGCAGCAAGCUUCCUCACUUUCCAUGCACUGUCAUCUCCUUCCCAAGAUUGUGCAAUCAAAUGCGAUGAAAUUGACUCGGGGAAAAUUACAAGUUAUUUACCUGGGUGGCGAAAUAUUAUUAGAGAGAAAUGCAAGAAAAAAGAGAGUGGCUGCAUACCUCUGUCUCCAUUUGGGCUAGCUACAUACAAAAUGCGGAAAGAUAUGUGGUCAAACCCCUCCAAUAAUCCAAGAGUGCCUGAUCUGUAUAAUGCUGCAGACUUGUGGUUGAAGAACCUCAACGUUGACCACCAUGACUUCAAAUUCUUCAAACUCAGACCUACCUUGUAAAUCCCAUCACUAACUCACCCCCCCUUUACUUAGUUCAGUAAUCAGUACUCUGAUUUCGGUAUCAGAGGCCCCGUAGGUGAAACACUAAGGAAACGAGGUUAUAUGUCAAAAGCAUGAUGUAUAGCACUUGAGCACUGUACAGUUUUGUUUACCCGGGUUAUGUUUUUUUAUCCCCCUCAAUCUUUUUUAUUAGGCUACUUUUAAAGGUAACAAAAGUUUUUAGGAAACUAAUUUAUUACUAUCUCUUUUUUUAGUAUAAUAUUUUUUUUCCUUUAAAUAUUUGAGUUUCGCAUAUCAUAUUCUUCUCCUUUAUUGCAACGUAGCACGUGAGAUGAAUUGCCUUGAAUUCGGGAGACAUAAGAAGAAAAAUAUGGCAUGAAAGCAACCUUUGGUAGGUCAAUUUGGAUAGCGAGGAGG
Messenger RNA from Cajanus cajan (pigeon pea), 1839 nucleotides. RefSeq lists its product as uncharacterized. The record is from RefSeq and is a predicted model, not a curated record. Lineage: Eukaryota; Viridiplantae; Streptophyta; Magnoliopsida; Fabales; Fabaceae.